This is a messenger RNA of Mya arenaria, 2223 nucleotides long. Its product is annotated as RING finger protein nhl-1-like. Gene Ontology annotation, biological process: positive regulation of DNA-templated transcription. The coding region runs from base 180 to 1811 and encodes 543 amino acids. NCBI's taxonomy places the organism in Eukaryota, Metazoa, Mollusca, Bivalvia, Myida, Myidae. The record is from RefSeq and is a predicted model, not a curated record. Gene Ontology annotation, cellular component: nucleoplasm; chromatin. The transcript is spliced from 3 exons. Gene Ontology annotation, molecular function: zinc ion binding; ubiquitin-protein transferase activity.
GCAGUUUUGAAACGAAACUCACUAGAGCUGAGACAUAAAUUAUUUAAAAUACAUUCAAAGCUUAGAAAUAAUUAAAUAAUAUAAUAAAUUGAGCAUUCAUGUUUUGGAUAUAGUUUGUGGACUAUUGAAUGCCGGAUUUGAAGUGAAAACUUUACUUGUUACGCGAAAACAAUACAGCUAUGGCUAGUGGCGACGAUGGUGCCGCGGGGAAGCGGAACUUGGUGGUGGACGAGGGCGCCUUUGAGGAGCAGUUCCUGCGCUGUCACAUCUGCAGGGAGAAGUACGAUCAGACGGAGAAGCCGCCCAAGUCUCUCCCGUGUAACCACACAUUCUGUCUAGCCUGCCUCACACAGAUAUAUGCUCACACCCAGACGAACCAAAGGCGGGCGUUAGCAUUCGCAGACGAGACCGUGCUGAAAUGCCCAACAUGUCGUGAGGAAACUUACGUCAGUCGACGAGAGGAAAUAGCCAACCUGCCUAACGACCACAGGGUCAUACAGAUGAUUGACUUUUUGUCACAAGUAGUCGUUAAAUCACAAAACUUCUGCUCCAAACACGAGCAGCAGCCUCUGAACUUUUUCUGUAAGUCGUGUAUGGUGCCUGUAUGCAGAGACUGUACCGUUUUGGACCAUAAAGAGAAUUCUGACCACGUGAUAGUCGAUGUCGCAAAGGCGCUUGAGGAUAAUGCAGACGAGUUCAACAAUGUUGAAAACAGAAGCAAACAGCUCCUACAAGGAAUGAAGUCGCGGUCUGACGCCCUAGCGAAUGCGUCUAAGCAGUUGGACCUUUUAGAAAGGCAACUGCGAAGCAAAAUCAAAGACACGUUUAUAGAAUAUCGUCUGCUUUUGGAGCGCAGACAAGAGGGACAAAUCGCUAUCUUACACGAUGUAAUAAAAAAACAGAAGUCCCUAAUAAACGCGCGCUUUGUUGAUGUUUGUACCCAAGGGUCCCAGCUUCAAAAGCUGUACGACGCCUUCACAAAAGCUAGACCGUCUAACGAUAUAACGCAGCUGUUUACUGUCCACAAAGAAAUGAAGGAACACGACGCGGAGUUUGCGCGCCAAUCGAACGUAAAUGACGACGAACUAUUCGUUGGAUGCGAUUUUGAAGUAAUAAAUGAGCCAAUAUAUCUGUCAGAAAUGAGCUGCUUAGGUGAAGUCGUUCCAAAACCAGAUUUGGGUCUGAAAAAGCCGGUACCGGCCCAUCAGCUUGCUGUAUUGGACAUGGAGGCCGAUAGACGCAUGCAAGAAGCACAGGGACCAGAUCUUAACGAUUAUGAUGACCUGUAUGUGGAAACAAGCCGAGAAUCCCGUCACGCUCGAGAUGCAUACAUGACUGGGUCCCGCACACGGGACAGACAUGGUGAGCGUGACAGGCACACGGACCGGGUAUUAGAGCGUUCGGCUCGUCUCCGCGCGCAAGAAAUAAUCAACCGAGAGUCACAACAUGACCAGGAUCGCGAUGUCGAUGAAGCUGAAGAAAUGGAACAUGAUUCGUCCGACUUUACGUCCGCUUAUUUGCUGAGAAUAGCAUCACGGUUAAACGCGAGCUCAGCAAAUCUUUCAGAAGCGAUUCUUGACCUUUCGUCUAACAGGGACACCACGCGGUCGCCGGAAGACGAGACGCCAACUUCAACGUCGGGGGGUAGCCGAGGGACCCGGCGGGCUGGGCCCUCGCCUCCCCGAUCCCGACGGUCGGGCCAGAAUGUGCGAGUCGUACGCCAUCCCCAGCAGUACCGACCAAACCCCGACAGGACAGACCGCUUUAUCUCAAGUUCCCGGACAGAGCGCUCCAACACUGACGAAAACUAACAUGCCUUUAAAUGUACUGACAAUACCGAUUAUGUGCUUUUUUCAUUCAAGUAUUUUUGUGUGUGCAAUGUAGUUACUAUGAAGUAUUUUCGUUAUUUAAAAAAACUCGGUGAAUGUAUCUUAAGGUCCACGUAAGGAAAUGGGGCAUUAACGGAGUUACAGCCCGUUCACAUGUACGAUGCAAGAAUGUUUAGACUGAGUAAUGCAUUUUUUAUCAAAAGUGCUAUAGUGGAACUAAAAUCGCUGCAUUUAUAAACAGUAUCUUGCCUCUUUUAUAAAGAUAUUUACUUACAAAACUUUACUCUUGUGUCUUAACAGAUUUUUGUGAUGGUUUUGUGUGAUGUUUUUUUUUCUGUGAUAUACAUGUACAAUUUCUAUCAUUGGUGAAUAAAGAUAUUGACUUAAAGCUUAA